Molecule: messenger RNA, 2272 nt
Organism: Vicia villosa (hairy vetch)
Lineage: Eukaryota; Viridiplantae; Streptophyta; Magnoliopsida; Fabales; Fabaceae
Product: 3-ketoacyl-CoA synthase 3-like
Exons: 1
Coding region: 397-1821 (474 amino acids)
Biological process (GO): fatty acid biosynthetic process
Cellular component (GO): membrane
Molecular function (GO): acyltransferase activity, transferring groups other than amino-acyl groups
Source: RefSeq, a predicted model, not a curated record
ACUUACUCUUAAGUACAUGUUUGGACAUCCAUUAAACAAAUGUUAAACAUGCAUUUAAGCAAAUCCAACUCUCAAUUAGAGAAUGGUAGACCAGGGAACUCUUUCCACACACAUGCCCAUAGUGUGACUAAUUUUUUUGCUUUGUUUAUUGUAAUAAAAGUUGACACGGAAUCUUCAAAGAGAUAAGUUUGUUGGGGGUUGAGGCAUAACAUUUUUGUUGACAUUUGCAUCUUAGUCCUCCCCCCAUACAGUACUCACAUCUCACUCCCUUCUUAUAAAGUACCUUAACCUUGUUAAUUUUAAUUCCACACACUCAUCCAAAUUAAUUCAUUGUAACUCAAACACACAUACAAACUCUUUUUCUCUCUCUUUCUAACUUUCUCUCUUCUCUCUCUAAUGGAGUUUCUCUCCGUACUCUAUGUUUUCACAAUAAUGCACUUGUGUUUCCUGAUCUGGAAAUUCUUUGAUCAGAGAAGGGACCAAGAGUGUUACAUAUUAAGCUACCAAUGUUACAAGCCAGGUGAUGAAAGAAAGCUUGGAAGUGAUCUUUGUGGAAAGAUCAUAGCACACAAUGAGUAUAUUGGUCUGAAUGAGUGCAAGUUCUUCCUCAAAGCCAUUGUCAACUCAGGUAUUGGCGAGGAAACUUACGCUCCAAGAAACUUCAUCGAAGGCCGAGCUGUAAACCCGACAUUGCAUGACGAAAUCUCCGAGAUGGAAGAGUUCUGUCACGACAGCAUUGCAAAGCUUCUUAACAAAUCAGGCAUUUCGCCUUCGGAGAUCGAUGUUCUCGUGGUAAAUGUAUCUUUGUUCUCUUCUAUUCCUUCUUUAACUUCAAGAAUCACUAACCAUUACAAAAUGAGAGAGGACAUAAAAGCUUAUAACCUCGCCGGUAUGGGUUGUAGUGCUAGUCUUAUCUCAUUAGACAUUAUUCAAAACAUUUUCAAGUCACAGAAAAACAAGUAUGCUCUUUUGUUGACUUCAGAGUCUCUCAGCACAAACUGGUAUUCAGGCAACAACAGGUCAAUGAUCCUAGCUAACUGUCUCUUUCGCACCGGCGGAUGCGCUAUUCUUCUCACAAACAAAAGAUCCUUAAAGCACAAAGCUAUACUGAAACUAAAGUGCUUAGUCCGAACUCAUCACGGCGCGAGAGACGACGCGCAUAACUGUUGUAGCCAAAAGGAAGACGAACAAGGCCGCCUCGGUUUUUACCUAGCGAAAGAUCUCCCGAAAGCGGCGACACGAGCUUUCGUCGAUAAUCUAAGAGUAUUAUCACCAAAAAUCUUACCAGCUAGAGAACUACUCAGGUUUCUGCUCAUGUCAGUCAUAAAAAAGGUAACAAAGUUUCAUGUCCCUAAGUCAGCAGCAGGUGCUGGUGCAACAAUGAACAAAUCGCCACUGAAUUUCAAAACCGGUGUUGAUCAUUUCUGCCUCCACACAGGAGGAAAAGCGGUGAUCGACGGAAUCGGAAUGAGCUUAGAUCUGAGUGAAUACGAUCUUGAGCCAGCAAGAAUGUCCUUGCAUAGAUUUGGAAACACAUCAGCUAGUAGCUUAUGGUAUGUGCUAGGGUAUAUGGAAGCAAAGAAGAGGCUGAAAAAAGGUGAGAGAGUGUUGAUGAUAAGUUUAGGUGCUGGCUUUAAAUGCAAUAGCUGUUUGUGGGAGGUGAUGAGAGAUGUUGGUGAUAGGAAUGUGUGGGACGAUUGCAUUGAUAACUAUCCACCACAUUCAUUGGCCAACCCAUUCAUGGAGAAGUACGGUUGGAUUAAUAGUAUUCAAGAUGCAGACACUUUCAGACAAAAACUUGCUGAGUAUUUUCUCAAGUAAUGUUAAGUUAAGUUAACUUCAUUUUCAUUAUUAUUUAUUUACAUAUAAUAUAAGAUACUAGUACUACUUUACAUGUGUAGUGUUGUAUCUGAUUUUUACAGAAAGUGAAGAAAAAAAAAUGAAGACUAGUUUUUAGAAUUCACCUCUUAUCAUUACUAUCAUGCUUAUUGUGCUUACAAUUUUUUCUGUUCCCACAAGGGUUCUACCCAAUAAGGUGUUUUGGUUAUGAAUUCUAUAUGAAAUAAAUGCUGAAACCUAUCAUAGUACUUGUUGUUUGAAUUAAAUAAUAAAAGUGUGUUACUGUUUAUCUUUAGUAUACUAGGUUUUAGACUUUUAGUUGUUUAAUUAAUAUUAAUAUGAUAGGAUUAUGUUAGUGUUUUUUCUGUUUGGGGCCUGAAAAGAUGUAACAUAAGGAUUGUGCUUGUUUUACUAAAUACAUGUAAUUUUCAUU